Pyrus x bretschneideri (Chinese white pear) is the source of this 773-nucleotide messenger RNA. Its product is annotated as HVA22-like protein f. The record is from RefSeq and is a predicted model, not a curated record. The coding region runs from base 112 to 585 and encodes 157 amino acids. The transcript has 5 exons. Lineage: Eukaryota; Viridiplantae; Streptophyta; Magnoliopsida; Rosales; Rosaceae.
UUCCCAUCAUCGACUCAUUUUCUCAGGAAAUUAUUGUUCAUAUAUUUCAGGAUUAAUUUUUAAGAAGAAACGAGUGCGCGGCCGGACCAGAUCAAAUUAUAGUGUUUCAGCAUGGGUGUUCUUGGAGCCAUUGCUAAAAAUUUGGAUACAAUAAUCGGGCCAGGCCUUAUGCUUCUUUAUCCAUUGUAUGCAUCAAUGAGAGCAAUCGAGAGCCCUUCAGCACUCGACGAUCAACAGUGGCUAACAUAUUGGGUUAUAUACUCUUUCAUAACCUUAUUCGAACUGUCCUGCUGGAAAGUCCUAGCUUGGAUUCCAAUAUGGCCGUAUACGAAGCUGUUAUUUUGCAUUUGGUUGGUGUUGCCAAUUUUCAAUGGGGCAGCCUAUAUUUAUGAGAACGUUGUGAGGAAGUAUGUAAAGCUUGGAAUGGAUACGACGAGCUCAAACUAUACAGCGGGUCAGAAGAAGGUCCUGCAAAUGAUGAGCCUCGACGCAAGGAAGUCCGUCGAACGCUUCAUCAAUCAAUAUGGAGAUGAUGCUUUCGAAAGAGUCGUCAAAGCGGCUGAAAAAGAAGCUAGGAGAUACUGAUCGAUGCAGCAAUUAUGUAGCUACAAACAUAUAGAAGAGAUGUGCAUUCUAGUCUUUGUAACUUUCUUUCAUGAUCAAUGUAAUUAGAAGCUUAUAUAUGCUUUAUUUUCUCUCAAGUAUUGGAGAAAAUGCAUGUCGAUAAAUGUACUUUGAAGAAAUACAGCAAAAGUGAAAUUUCUAUUGCAGUA